Messenger RNA from Chara braunii, 1653 nucleotides. NCBI's taxonomy places the organism in Eukaryota, Viridiplantae, Streptophyta, Charophyceae, Charales, Characeae. The record is from the annotation of a GenBank genome assembly.
GGUCGUCAAAUUCCGGCAAAGGGCCGGCUGCAAAUGCGUUCCCUGGUCCGGGGAAUAGGGCCUAUUUCACUAAAGAAUACAUGGAUAUUCUUAAGGACAUCAAGUCGACUAAGGUAUUGGAUGAAGCCAAGAAGAAGGUUGCGGGUAAUAGACGGGGAGGCGGUGUGCAAAUCCCUGGGAAUUCAGGUGAAAACCGUGUUCUGCCAGUGAAAGGUGACGAUCGGAGUGAGGAGAUGAAGGUGUGGGUCUCCUCAACGCUGGGAGAUUCUCUGAAACUGAUUACUAAGAAAUUAGAAGAAGUGGAUGCAAAGGCAAAUGUUGCGGCCGCGGAAAAAGAAGAGCUUGUGAAGCUGCGUGCUGAGAAGGCUGCACUGGAACUGGUUGUUUUGAAUAGAGGGAAGGAGUCAAGUACUGAGAAACGAAAAAGGGCGAUGGCUGCUCCUGCAGCUCCUGUCGCAGCCACACCAAAGAUGAGUGUUGCGAAGGUGCGAUCACGUGGCAGCUCAAAAUCGAGGUCGCGAAGAGUUGAAAUCUCAUCGGAUGAUGAGGUUGAAGAUGACAGCGUGAGGCAGAAUUCGGCGCCAAAAAUGGAAAAGAGCAGGGACCUCUCUGAAGUGAAGAAGCUGCUGUCUGAGCUGGUUCAAGGAAGGACAAGGACCGUGUGGUUGAAAGCCCACUCGGUUGGCGACCUUCUGCAUAACCAGAAGUCCUUUGCACAACCGCAUCAGUUCGAAUGUGCCUGUGCAGGACUUGAUUUGCCCAGAUUAAAUGGGCAUGUAGCGGUCAAGUUGAGCGAAAUUAAUAACAUUCACCCCUUCUUGUUCAAUGCAAAAAACGUUCCCUUUCCGGGUUCGAUGGAUAGCAGAAAGAUGGUGGUACGUGCAUGCAAUGAUGCGCUUGACGGGCUGCGAAGUGCGGGCCUGAUGAUGGAAGAAAUGCGUGUUGAGUGGUUGGCAAUCACUCGGAGGGGUGAAGUUAGGCAUGUUGACUGCGUUCUUAGCGAGUAUGUGACUGGUGUGGGUCGUUCGCUUGAUGGCUUGGUCCUGUCCCCGCUCGAUCGGAACACAAGUGAAACGUGGGUUGAGUGUCCGAUACUAUAUGAGACCGGGCUUCAGAAGAUGUAUCUCUGCAAUGAGAACUACGAGACGGUUUUUACUCCGCCAAAUGUGUUGCUGAGCAACUGCAAAGCGGCUUAUGAAAGUGUUGGCCUUUGUAAGUUAGCUACCUGGGACCGGCAGGGUGGGUUACAGUUUGCAUAUGUAAUAUCCAAGGAAAAGGAUAAACUAAAGAAGCGCCUGAUUGUUCCCUCGUUUGCUAGUCCUUUUCGCGAGGCAUCUGGGUUGCUCUCAACCGCGUUGAACGGAUUGAUUAGAAGGAUAAAAGUGCCGCAUUUUAACCUGCGCACGAUUGGUGAUCUCAAAGGGGAGGUGGGCAGGAUUAAUGAGUACGGUAUGAAGAUGGGACUUGAUUUUGAGGCGCGUACGUACGACAUUAAGGAAAUGUUUACGCAACUGCCACAUGAGGAGAUCAUGAUGGCAGUACAAUGGGUGGUGGAUGUGUUUCAUGAGAAGGAGGUGAAAUGGAUUCGGAUCAACAGCUGGGUGAUUCAGUUUUAAGACAAAAGCAGGGCAUUCUAAUAGGUGAAAGAGCCAG